AUGUCUUCAAGACUUCCAUCGGUUAUCGAUGAUAGACAAGAGUCGAGUGUUUCGUAUGAAAACUCUAUAAGUAAUACAAAUGAUAUGCCUUUAGAAGUGGACUCAGAACUGAUCCAUAAAUCAGUCAUUAAUAUGCGAUUUCCAGUAUAUAUUGAGUCUAUGACUGGAAUUACAUUCCGAGUCGAUGUCUUUCCCUCGGAUACUAUCAAUCAAAUUAAGCAACAAUUAGAGAACACUGAAGGCAUACCAGUCAGUCAACAGCACCUCAUUUGGCACUACAAGGAGCUCAUCGACGACAAGACCAUCGAUGACUGCGGCAUCGGAUUUGGCGCUCAAAUGCGUUUAGUUAUCGGACUCAUCACUGGACCCGUCUUCAGGAGUCCAGACAUUUACGAUAAAAGAGAUGACAUUAAGGAUGAUAUUUACGAAUCUAAACCAUUUCUAAACACUUUAUUAUUAUUGCAAAACUUGGAUCAAAUAAAACUCAUUUCAAUCGCUUCUGAGGACAAUAUGUCUGGAAAUGAAAGUGAGGUGAAGACUCGGACUAACGAGUCGGGCGACCAAUUGAGCGAAACCCUAGACUUUGAGAAAUUAAAUCUAAGAGAGAAAGAGGACAUAGAAAUGAAGCAAAAACGUGAGAGGCAAUGCAGGCAUUCAUUUGCCAAAGAUUUCCAAUACAUCGAAGUCGAGCGGAAACUCAUCGCAUGA
Messenger RNA from Oppiella nova, 708 nucleotides. The record is from the annotation of a GenBank genome assembly. Lineage: Eukaryota; Metazoa; Arthropoda; Arachnida; Sarcoptiformes; Oppiidae.